This is a messenger RNA of Zophobas morio, 972 nucleotides long. RefSeq lists its product as uncharacterized. The record is from RefSeq and is a predicted model, not a curated record. The transcript has 2 exons. Bases 29 to 733 code for a protein of 234 amino acids. NCBI's taxonomy places the organism in Eukaryota, Metazoa, Arthropoda, Insecta, Coleoptera, Tenebrionidae. Gene Ontology annotation, molecular function: nucleic acid binding. Gene Ontology annotation, biological process: DNA integration.
GUUCACCCGAUGGCCAGAAGUAAUUCCAAUGACGGACAUGACGGCGGAGACGGUGGCGAAAACCUUUUACGCAACCUGGGUUGCGCGGUUUGGUUGCCCCCACCGUAUUACAACUGACCAAGGCCGGCAGUUCGAGGCCACACUGAUGUCUGCCCUCACAGACCUUUUGGGCACUAAACGUUGCCGAACCACGCCAUACCGACCACAGUGCAACGGGAUGAUCGAGAGGUGGCACAGAACGAUCAAAGCCGCCAUCAUGUGCCACGAGACCAGUGACUGGUACGACAUCCUCCCUACGGUGCUGUUAGGUUUAAGGACAACAAUCAAGGAUGACCUUCAGUGUUCCCCAGCCGAGCUGACUUACGGCACGCAACUACGAAUCCCGGGGGAAUUUUUCUUCGCAAACGACGAGCCAGAAGUCGACCCCAGCAAUUUCGUCGACAAGUUGAGGCUCCACAUGCGCAACGUCCGACCAAGACCAGCAACCCACCAUGGCCACCACAAGACUUUUGUCCACCCAGAGCUGUCUGACUGUUCCCACAUCUUCCUCAGAGAUGAUUCAGUCAGGAAGCCGCUACAACCACCAUACACCGGACCACACCACGUAUUACGACGUACAGACAAGAGUCCUGCACUCCGCCUCAUGUGCAGCCCCCAACGCAACAGGUCCCGACAACACCUGCGUCGACGAGCACCACCACAAGGUCAGGAAGAACAGCCAGGCCACCAGUGAAAUUCCGCGACUACGAAACGUAGUCACUGGGAGGGGACUACUGUGGCCGCCUGGAAGUAUGCAACCAGUUAUACACACAGAAUGCAGCCACCGGAUUGGCAGUUACAACGCGCAAGCCCAAAGAGGAAACGCCAUAGCCGAAACGUAGAGCAAAAAAAAACUCUCUUCUUCUCCGACCACUCACCGUGUCCAGACGUCCUCUUCUCUUCAAGACCUCCACGUGUACAUACACUUACAAC